Acanthaster planci (crown-of-thorns starfish) is the source of this 1919-nucleotide messenger RNA. RefSeq names its product FGFR1 oncogene partner 2 (gene fgfr1op2). The record is from RefSeq and is a predicted model, not a curated record. Lineage: Eukaryota; Metazoa; Echinodermata; Asteroidea; Valvatida; Acanthasteridae.
GGUGAACGCGUGACAUUUCGUUUCGAUGACAUACGGUGUGAGGUAUCGUUGUGUUGAAAAACAGCAUUUUUGUCCCAAAUCUGUGGAAGAUAUGCUGAUUUCUUGGUAAGGAACUGCCCACGUGGUGUCAUAGAGCCAAAGCAGAUGCAGCCGUAAGCCAUUGAAACUUUUCCAGGUUUCCAGUCUGUCAAGAUGAGUCUCACUAUUGAGCAAGUUUUGGACGAUGCCAAGCGACUUGUUGACCGAUUGCGAGAUCACGACAAUGCAGCCGACUCGCUGAUCGAGCAAUCAACGACACUCAACAAGCGCAUUGAAGCCAUGAAACAGUACCAAGAGGACGUAGAGGAGAUGAACAGUGUUGCUCGUCACCGACCUCGUUCUGCACUCAUCCUGGGUAUCCAGCAGGAGAACCGACAGAUUAGGGAGCUCCAGCGUGAGAAUCGGGAGCUGCGUGUCGCGCUAGAGGAACACCAGUCAGCAUUGGACCUGAUCAUGAGCAGCUAUCGGGAACAAGUGUGUCGUAUGCUGAUGGCCAAUCGGUUUGACCGGGAUUGCUUGGAGAAACAUGCAGAGUAUCGAGAGAACUCCAUGGCGUCUACGGCAAAGAUUAUUGAGAUGGCUGCUGUCAUGAAGCAGGCCAUUGAAUUAGAAGAGAAAUCAUCGUUUAAUAUUGAGCAGCAGCUGACAAGAUUACAGGUGGAGAAUCGUGGUUUGCGCGAGCUGCUUGAGAUCAGCCGAGCUGUCCACUUCCCCCACAGCCCCUCCAAUCAAGAAGAAAAGAGAGAUAAAGAGAAAGAUCCCAAAUCUACCAUUGUCAUCAACCGCGAAGGUGCCAAUAACCUCUCUGAAAGUAAAUCCCCACCACCAAAAAAAGACCAGUCGACCAAAACGAACAGUGGAACGGGUAGCGAAACAUUGGCUAACGACUCUAAGGAUGUUGGAAACACCAAGGCAAGACCUGUAGAACUCCAAGAUGCAGAUGAACAGGGGGUCUUCAAAAGAGAUACGAGCAGUACGGGUACCGUGGGCGGAGAUAAAAAAGGGGAUGAUGCUGCGCAAGGUGAGGGCGCUAUUGAUCUGGAGGUGGAGAAUGUCCUCAAUGAUUUCGCGGACCUGACGGCCAGUUUGGAUAUUGACGAGGACGGGGAAGAGUCGGAGGCAUAGUAAUAUCGCAUGCUGACUGGUGAAGUCCCUGUGCGCACAAGCACGCCCUCAAGAGUGGCAUUGAGGAGAGACCAGGCCCACACUUGUCAUUUCCAGAUGACAAUCUGUCCUACUGUGACCUGUAUGCAUGCACAUAGUUGUAACCAUGCCUCGUCAGUCCUUAUGGAUGCUGUCACUAGGUAACAGUGUGCCCUCUGUUGGUCAGUGUAAUAAUGCGUAGAGCCAAAACUGCAUUUGGUAAGAAAGAUAAACACUAGCUAUCAACAGACGUCAUGUUGCAUUGUCAAAGGGUAUAACAGACUUAUAAAAAAUCAGGUGACUUGUUCUAGCGAAGUCCUCAGCAUUGCUCUUUCAGGGUACAGUCCACUUUCUGAAACACAAACUAAAUCUUUCUGGUCCAUUAUCUUUCAAUUUCUUUUCAGUUUUUGUGGGUUAACCAAUUAUAUUUUUAUUCAUUCCCACAAAACAAAAUCACCCCAAAAAGUGAUUUAUCCAAAUUCUGCUUGCAGCCAUUUUUCAAGUGGCAACCCUCAACUUUCUCUGGCACUUAGGACCUUUUUCAACCGUACUUUUUAGCCAUUUUGCUUUCAUAUGAAAGCCCAAAGACCCAGGGAGUUGAUCCUGGCAAGGAUUUACACAAUCUCACCCUUUCGGUGGCAAAACAAUCUCCUUCUUCUAAAGAUACUGUGGGGGGUACUUUUAACCACUUGCCGCUGGGGGCUCUGGUAGCGGAGCCAUAGGCCUUAUAUUCGUGG